GUGUGUGGCGUCCCUCCCACCCCUGCAACAGAGGGAUUUAAAACAAUAUGUUAUCAGCUGCCCUCAAAGGAAAUUCCACAUCAUCACGUUGUCUUCCUAACAAAAACACCUCUGAAGGACCUGGAGCUCCAGUGCUGGCUACGAACCUGCUGAGUGGAGGAGAUGCAGCUGGUGCAGAGGCUUCCCAGGUGUGUGGAUUGCUGCGGGGCAAAGGGGCCAUGAACAGGCACCUGCAGAGCAGAGCGCAGUUAAAGAGAUUGUCUCUCGACAGCAGCCUGCCGGAAUACAUGGAUGCGAACAGAUGCAUCGACGAGCUCCUCAAACGGCUUGAGGACGAGCGGCGAAACGUCCGAAGAGAGAAGUUGGCUGUGGCUCGUCUGCAGAGGGAAGUCGCACGGAGCAAGAGCGAAGGAACAAUGCGAGAAAAGCUGAUCCACGAGCUAGAGGAAGAGCGACGCCUGCGACUGGAGAGCGAGAAGCGUCUCCGGGAAGUGACGGAGGAGUCCGAGCUGGGACGCGCACAGAUGGUUUCACUGCAGCAACAAUUCUCCAGGAUGGAAGAGACGGUGCGGUCGCUGCUGCAGAAUCAGGGCGUCCUGGAGCAGACUGCUGUGGACACCGUGGACAUCAUGAAGGCCUAUAAGGAUAAACUCUCAGAGGAAGUGGUGCAGAAACAGCACAGUGGCCCCGAGGAGAACGGCUCCCCGCCGGCAACUCAAGCGGACCUGGACUCCGGGCCUCGGCCUAAUGCUGAUCCUGAUGCCAGCCAGACAGAAGAGGACAAAGACAGUACCGAGCUCUUUCUGGACCGACUCAAGGCCUUGGAGGAGCAGAACUCCGCGUUGGCCUUGGAGAACGAGAACCAGAGGGAGCAGUACGAACGCUGUCUCGACGAGGUGGCCAAUCAGGUCGUGCAAGCUCUGCUCACCCAGAAGGAUCUGCGGGAGGAGUGUCUGAAGCUGCGGACCAGAGUUUUCGACCUGGAGCAGCAGAACCGGGCGCUGAGUGUUUUGUUCCAGCAGAGGAUCAAGCCCGCGUCAGACCUGCUUCUCCAGAAGCUCCACUCUCGAAUCAUGGAUCUGUCUGCCGUAGAUUUGCUUCUGGAGCCAGAGCGGAGCAAGGCCUUCUUACUUUCCAGGAACACGGACUCCUCUUCCUUAAAUGAGGUUCACUCGAAUGGAAAGGCAGGUCUUCCUGUGGCUAAGUGUCUGAGCCAGCUGAGUCUGACCGUGUCAGCGCCGGCGUACCCUCGCAGCAGUUGUAGCAGCAGCGAGUUGUCCCUGUCCAGUGCAUGCAGUGAAUUCUCCAGCGGCUCAUACACCUGGAAUGAUGGACGGUCUUGUGGAAAAAUGUCAUCUCUGACCUGGGAGAGGAGGAUGAGUUUGGGUUCAUCGGCGCCGAGCAACAUCUGUGCCCCGCUGGAGGAGCAGCUGCCCACGAGGCGCAAGGAGAGCCACAUACUAGAGGGACUGAGAAAGCUGCAGAGGUGGAGACACAGGAGGUCUUCCUCUUCAUCCAAGGUCUCCAAGUCUGGUGACAAAGACUGCAUGAACUCCAACGAGGGCAUCUACUCCUUGGGUAUCAAGAGUGGCAGCAAGGGGGUGUCCAAGCCUACACAUGUGGGCAGAACUGUCGGGGGCAAGAAGUUCUCUUAUGAUUCUGAUGAUGCAGAUGACGAACUGGCACACUCCAGUCGUGGAGACAACGCCCCCACCAAGGACAGCUGGUUUAACUGUCAGAGGCGCUCGCAGAGCAUCUCAGAGAGUUUAUGUAGCUGGGAGGGGAUUCAGGACAGCGGUGGUGGAGGCGAUGUCAGCUCGGGUUCUGUGGUUACAAAACAGCCGUGUGGCUACGACUCAAAAGAGCGUCCUGAGAAACUCAUGAGCUUCAUAAACAGUUUUCUCCCCGAGGGACCGCGGACAUCAGCUUUUACUAGACCGUCCUUGCUUCACUUUAACCCCUCCGACCCAGAUGGUCCGAACCGGGUCUCUGAUGUGGAUGAUGCUGAGGAAUUCAACUCUGAGUCCAGUGACAUCCAAAUGUCCUUCAGCCAACCAUUAAAGCAAGCAGAAAGGGACUCCACGAGGCUGUCACGAGAUGCUGCCAAGCUGCUUGCACAACAGUGCUUGCGGCGAGACCAGGGGCGCACCCAGUCUGCAGAUGGGAGGCCUAGGCCUUUUAGUCUCAUUAAGGAACACAAAGGUGCCAAAUGUACUCAGUCUGAAGAAAGUAUUUCGGCAAUAUUUGAUGCAGAUGGUGAGCCCAUUGAACUUUGUGCUCAGAAACUUGGAGCUGGCACAGUGUCUCAAGAUAGCAAAGUAGGUGUUGAUUACGCUGAGCUAGUGCCCCGGGAAAGGCCAACAAGGCAAGUGACGGCAAACACAAGAAACUACUCUGUCCUUGAGUCUCCAGAAAAGCCAUCCGAAUAUCAGAUUAGGACAAGAAAAACAAGCAAUAACAGAGAGAGCAGUGUAGAGAGGCUGUCAACGCAGUUGACACCGCAGAGGAAGCUAAUCAAACCUCCAAGUAGCCAAGCUAAUAAAGGUCAUUCAGUCCCUCCCACGAUUGUCUCUAGUUCUAAGUGCAGUGGUUCAAAGAUACCAGGGCAAAACAAACCUUCAGCUUCCCCACUGAGAUUGUCAAAGGGCGCCACUGUUGAGCAAAGUAAGAGUGGAAACUCAGGACCCUCUGGUCAGGACAAGUCCCCCUCCUCUCCUGCAGUUAAAAUAUCCAGGUUUAUCAAGACACCAGGAAACUGCUCACAGAGCCCAAAGGCGGCAAAUGCAAAGCUCCAAAGCAGGGCAGAAUGGAGUAAGGGCUCCUCCAGUUCCCCACACCUUUCGCGGAAGCACCUGGAGUAUGGUGAUAAUGGAGAGCAGCCAACCAGAGACAGACACUGUGAAACCAGCAAAACUAAACUCAGGUCCCCCUCUCCUCCCCCUCCCCCAGGCCGCACCACCUCCUUAUUAAUCAGACCAAAUUAUGACGGGUCACCUCAAGCACAUAAAACAGGGGUAGCUCAACAAUCCACAUCAACCACUGUGAGGGGCCCUCCCCCAAGUUACCACACCUCACUUGUACCAAAUAUGCAAAGUACACUACCCAUCAAGGAUAAAGACUGUUUAGACUUAGAUGCAGGCUAUGGGACUGCACUUUCACCUCAAAAACUGGUUGACAAAACCAGUCAGCACCUUCAAAUGUCCCCCGCCAUGACUCAGACAUGUACUAAAGGCACUUCCAAGCGAAUGACCACGAAAGACUACCUCCCAUCUGCAAACUCAGGGUGUGCUACAGAACCUGAAAAUGCACCUAAAAGCUCAAAGAAUGUUCCUCCUCCCUACAGUGCCCUCAGAGGGUCCUCACUUCAGAACUCAUUUGCAGGUAAAAGAGGAUCAAUCCAUGAAAAUGUCCAACAUUCUGUUCAGAAGACCUCUUUUGCUUUACCUAUAACGCCUCCGGGUGCCCCUCAAGCUAAGACAGAGCCACAAAAUGGUCACGCUGUCGUAAGUCCGCCCAGCUCAGCUAUGAUAUCCCCGAACUCCAAGACUCGCAUCCCGAUGGGAUUUAAACCGUUUUUAAAAUCUCCACCCAGCCAUAAAAAUAGUCCGCCUAUACCAGGAAAGCAAGAGAAAGAUCAUAUCAACUCAGUCUCCAAGGAGACGGUGACUUCAAACGUUUCGACACAAUGUGACAGCUUGCAGCAAGUGCACAUUAUCGAUUCACCGACCAAGAUGUCCAUUACAGAGGUGAGAGAUGAGGUUCAUUGUCGGUUACUGGAAGCGGAAGUGCAUGCCGCUGUGUCACCGGAGCGAGGGGACGCCUGUGAUAAGGGGAAAAGGAGCAGUCAACUUUUCUCUCGAUCCAUAUCGGUUACGACCAAACCUCAUCUGAAACCAGCCCUGGGGAUGAAUGGAGCCAAAGCCCGGAGUCAGAGUUUCAGCACCAACUACAUUGAGAAACCCAACAUCAAUGCUCUGGACGGACCAGGGAAAAUUAGAACGCAGAUCAUCACCAAGUCGGGUGAAAGAGGGAACUCGCUGUCAAGACAGAGCUCCUUGGAGGUACCCAGUGCUGGGUUUGCUGAAAGCCCCGUCCAUCCUCCCAGGACCAGACUUAGCCAUUAUGGCGGCAUGACAGCGUCAAACAGUCAUAACCUUCUUCCUGAGAGAAAUUCAAAGUCAGGCAUCAAAGGAGAGGGGUCACAUGGUACAGGGAAAGGGGAGCUAAUCACCUCACCUUCCCACAAAGAGGCACGUAGCUUACCCAACAGUGAUAGGUCUGGUUUAAACCAUAUUCUUAAGUUUCAGCCGUCGUCCUCUUGUGUCUUCAGCUUGGAAAACACGGUGCAAGAGGCAGGAGGCAUAGCAACCACCACUAACGAGGAAGCCAAAAGUCAUACAGACUCACCAAAUAAAACCCUAGAUAUUGAGGAGAAAAAAGUCAGCCCCACAGUCUGCACGAUUGAGGAGAAAGUCAUGAUGGGAAUUGAACAGAACAUUCAGAAAUGUCAAGAGCAGGAGAAGGUCGCGGCCACUGAGGCCAAACAGAAGACUGGCCCGUCUCUGGCAAACUGGUUUGGCCUUCGUAAGAGCAAACUCCCGGCCUUGGGUGGGAAGAAAACAGACAGCCCAAAGGGGAAGGAGGAGAAGAAAGAGCUCAAGAUCGGAGCCGUACUCGGAGGCAAACAGAUGAAAUCGGACAAGAAGAAGGACAAAAAGAAGAACGAAAACCAACCGAAAGACGUUCAGGAGGCGCAGCAUCUCUCCGAGAUGAACAACAAGCUGAGCUCCAUCAUGGACCACUGCAACAACCAGAUGGGUCAGAUCGCCAGUCAGAUCCAGUGUACACCAGCGUUUAUUGGCAAAGACCAGUUUGUCAAAGAACUGCUGAGCAGGACUGCUGUGAAGGGCAACUCAGUGGCUGCAUCACCUCCUGGCAUGUCCACUCCCACGAAGCACGGCGAGGCGAAGGGCGAUAUGGAGAUCUGUCCAGAUUCUGCGACUCUUAUAAUGAGUCACAGGAUCAACCUGAGAGCUGAAAACGAGGAGGCGCGCAUCCAAGACACAGCUUGUCAAGAUCACAUGAUAGGCUCCGCUUGUCAGAUGAGAACCCUGGACAGCGGGAUCGGCACCUUCCCUCUCCCUGACUCCAUCACCCGCGCCAGCAGUCGCCACAUCCCCAAGUCUGAGUCCAGUCCCGGCGUGGUGUCCGGCUGCUCCUCAGAGCUCGACCCGAAACCUCCUGCCCCUCAUGCAGAACCCUCUCACUCCAGUGUGACAGUGCCUCCCCUUCCAAAAACCCGCCUGCAUGCCUCCACUAGCAUGGGUCACUCCCUGUCUGACCCCACCGUCACCUGCAGCAGCAACGCCCAGGACACGCAGAGCCGCCUGCCCAGAUUAGCAACGUCAGAUGCUGUGAGGACGAAGAGGUUGAGUCUUGGUGCUCCACGCAGCAGCAGCGGCGUCGCCUCAGAGGACAAAGAGAAAGAAAGUGAGAGGAAGAUGAAAACUAAGGACUAUGAGAAUCCUGGUGAACGAGCCCUGCGAGUGUGCACGUACUCGGGCAGCAGCAGCGACACCGAGACGGAAGUUGAAGGAAGCGGCGAAAGCACUUUGGGCUCACCACAGAGGACCCUGGUCCACAGAGCCAGGAAGAGUGACUCAGUCGACCAGAGCGAGGAGACGCUGAAGAGGAGCAGCGUGGAGAGACCCUUGUCCAUCAUGGACUACUACCAACACGACAUGUUCUCGCACCUGGAGCUGGACGGCCGGAGGAUCUCGCAGUACAACUUGUUGCACAGAGAGUCGUCCAUCGACAGACUAAGUAAGGAGAUUCCCCUGGAGAAAACGCCGGUGGACGCAAACCACCCGAGCCCCCUGGACUUCUCUCUGGAGUCCCUGAACAGCGGCCUCUUUCCCGACACGGACCUCGCCGGGCGCAGAGCCGGCUGCCACCCGGACGCGGCGAGGAGCGCGGACGAGCCGUCCUCCUCCAGCUUCUCCAGCAGACCCGGCGGGGAUCCCGUCGGCUCGCUGAGUGACUCUCUGUACGACAGCUUCUCCUCCUGCACCAGCCAGGGAUCCAACGACGUAUAGGGGCUGUAGCGGGGGCCGGUCUCGAGGCUGGUUUUUGCAGCCAAAUCCCAUGCAUUGAUUGUUCAGAUGCUGAAGGGUGAGCCAAGCCUGCAGAGUGGAUGUUCACAUCGGCUGGUCUUGAAAACGCAGGGCUGGGUAUUGAUUUGAAUCUUUCCGUAAGAGCAGUAUCUGGACGCCUGUAUCGAUUCUCACAGCGUUACUGUGUUAGCCGGCCCGGUCGUGUUCUUUCAGUCAAACACGGAGCAACUCUCUGCUCUCAUAUUUAUUCCAUGCACUUUAGACACCAUUACUCAUUCAUUCAAAACACGUUGUUUUUGGUACCUAAGAAAUCUCAAAUGGCACAGAUGGUGCCAAACUGUGCCAAACUGUGCCGAACUCGGCAUCUCUUUACUAAAGCCUCUGUAAGUCUGCUCUGCUUCACUUGAGCAGCGUCAGACUCUGCACACCUCGUGUCCACAUGUUGUUACAUGACUUCCUGGACUUUUUUAAGCUCCUACUGCAUAUUUUUAAAGGUGAUAUUUACUUUAAAAUGCAGUAUUUUUUCCUCCAUUUAUGCCGGGUUCCAUCUGCGUUUUACUCUGACACGGUGAAACUUACACUUCUCACACGUGUUCUCUUCAGUUUGGUACCGAGACACACAGAAACACACAGACACAGAGAGAGUUAGUCGAUGCCUCGUCGAUGCCACAGAAAGUACCGGAGGUUUGAUACCCAGCCCUCACAACGACCCUCUCUAACGUACAACACGAAGCACUUAGUGGCGCUGAGGACACGAGGCCGACGCCAAACGAGGAUCUUUCAUACAGCGACGUCUCAUUGUCACACACACACCCCGGAGAACACUGUAACAAAUACUGUACAGAGUUUGUAAAGUCAGUUUCAAUCACAGUUAUUCAAGCAGUGAUGGAAGCACGGGGGGGCGGGGCAACCUCUUGGGAAAUGUUGGCGUUAAAAAAUGUUGCUUUCAUUGCAUUCCUGUUGGCAAUGAAAACUAGAUUUAAACCCACGAGGUUCUUUUAUGUCUUUGCUGCUACGCACACACUGCCGCCGCCUCGUGAAUUCCCCCCCCCCAAAAAAGUUGCCCCUGUGGGAUCUCAUUUUGUUUAUUUGAAAACACUUUUGGUUCCGUGGGUAGCCGUGCGAGCAGAUGACGACGAAACGACACCGAGAACUCCGUAUUUAACCGUAGACGAUGUCAGUGGAAUGUUUCCAUGUGGUACACGAGCGCGUGUCCCAGUGUCGUCGUUGGUAGCUCAGGGAAACUAAACUGGACUCAUGUAGAUUGUACAACUUCAAAUAUACAGCCAUCAGGAAAAUGUCUUUUUUAAAUAUUUCCACCCUCCUGAUAUGAAACUCCUCGUUCGCUCUCAUGUAGCACAGCAAACCCUGAACUCUCCAAACCUCAGUUUUUCUGCUCGUAUAGUUGUAUAUUUUGUUUUUUUUGUGUUUUUGUUGUUGUUGUGUAUAUAUAUAUAUAUAUAAAAAUGCUAUAAGUUAAUAUCAGAAUGGGCAUUGCUGAUUGAUAUAUGCAAAUCAUUAAAAAUAAAAAAUAAAAUUGUUUGCCAGUCGUUGGCACGUUUG
This is a messenger RNA of Solea senegalensis (Senegalese sole), 7676 nucleotides long. RefSeq names its product nck-associated protein 5-like. Gene Ontology annotation, biological process: microtubule depolymerization; microtubule bundle formation. The record is from RefSeq and is a predicted model, not a curated record. Gene Ontology annotation, cellular component: microtubule plus-end. The coding region runs from base 48 to 6095 and encodes 2015 amino acids. The transcript has 20 exons. Lineage: Eukaryota; Metazoa; Chordata; Actinopteri; Pleuronectiformes; Soleidae.